CAUUUUAAAGGUAGAAUACUAUACUGAAACAAAUCAUUUUACUCAAUUAUGCGCAAAGUUCAUGAGAUUAACAAUAAUCAACUUACACAUUUAGAGGUAUUUCUGUUGUAACAUAUAUAUUUAUAUAAAGAGUGUAACGCAUUUGUAGAUAAAGAUUUAUUUUUAAUUCGAAAUUCAUAGUUUAAAAAAUCGAUAAAUUAUCAACACAUUUGGACAUGGCACCCGGCAAUAAGAGAUGCAAUUAAAUAUUACUGCUCAUUCGAAUAUUUUUAUGUUAAAGAAUCUUAAUUAUUUAUUAAACGGUCAAAUGGCUUAAUACCCAUAACGUAAUAUCUAUUUAAAUUCUUAGUUAUUCAUCGUAUGGUCGUAAAAAUUUUCCGAAAGUUUGAAAAGGUUAAUGAUUUUCAUUUUACAUGCUUAUUAAUGUAACUACCUACUAAAUAUUAAAUUAAAUUUGUAUUACUAGAUUUUCUUAAUAAAUGAAAAAUUACAAUAUUUCUUUUAUAAUUUUCGUAAAAGAACGAUAAACGUUCGAGUCUCUCUACUAUAUACAUAAAAGGUUAUCACAAUGAAUUUAUAUGUAAGUGAUUGAUAAGAGAUACAAAAUUCUUAUGUCAUCAUUAUAAUAUAAGUGUAAUAGUUAAAAAUUCAAUAGUUUCAUCUCUUAAAUUGCUUUGGAUUUGUUUUGCGAUAUACGUAAAUAAAUAAUUUGAAUUUUGAAUUAUUUAUAAAGAAGGUAUUUAUGUAAUUUACAUAUUACAUCCAAUUUUUUAUAAGGUAAUAUUUAUUAAGAUGGAGGUUAACAUUUUGGAUGGUGGAUUUAGUGCACAAUUAUCUACUCAUGUUGGUGCAAAAAUUGAUGGUGAUCCAUUAUGGACAUCACGAUUUUUAGCAACAAAUCCUGAUGCAGUUUAUGCAACACAUUUAGAUUUUUUAAGAGCAGGAGCAGAUAUCAUAGAAACUAACACUUAUCAAGCAUCAGUUUCUGGUUUAAUGAAACAUUUAUCUAUAACUGAAGAAGAAAGUAAAAAUUUAUUAUGUGAAGCUGUCAAUUUUGCCAAAAAAGCAGUUAAAGAUUACACAAAAGAAACAUCAGAAAAUGAUAAAAUUGAAAACAAAAAUCCAUUAAUUGCUGGCUCUUGUGGACCUUAUGGAGCCAGUUUACUCGAUGGUUCAGAAUAUAAUGGAGCUUAUGGUAAAACCACACAUCGUGAGAUUAUGAAACAUUGGCAUAAAUCACGUAUUGAUAUUUUAGUAGAUGCUGGUAUUGAUUUAUUGGCACUAGAGACUAUACCUUGUUAUCAAGAAGCAGAAACAUUGGUUGAACUUUUACGAGAAUAUCCAAAUGUUAAAGCAUGGCUUUCAUUUUCUUGUAAAAGAAAUAGCCUAAACAUAGUAGAUGGAAGUAAUUUUGAAGAAGUAGCUACUCGCUGUUACAGGAUGGCUUUACCUGGGCAAAUAGUUGCCAUUGGUGUGAAUUGUCUUGCUCCAACUGAUGUAACUCCUUUACUAAAAAAUAUUAAUAAAGAUGAGAAAAAUGAAUUCAUCCCAUUAAUAGCAUAUCCCAAUAGUGGAGAAAUUUAUUCUUCAACUGAAGGAUGGAUAUGGAAUGAAAGUUGCGACUCGAUAGAAAAUUUUGUGCCAGAAUGGUUGGAACUUGGAAUACGUUAUCUUGGAGGUUGUUGCAGAGUGUAUUCAGAAAACAUCAAAUCUAUCAGAAAAGCAGUAAAUAAUUUCAAGACAAAAUUGCAGCAAUAAUGUAAUAAAUUUUAUUCAAUAUUUUAGUUAUUUUGUACUUUAAAUAAAAUCUAUUUCAAUUACAAAU
Molecule: messenger RNA, 1825 nt
Organism: Nomia melanderi (Alkali bee)
Lineage: Eukaryota; Metazoa; Arthropoda; Insecta; Hymenoptera; Halictidae
Product: betaine-homocysteine S-methyltransferase
Biological process (GO): S-methylmethionine cycle
Molecular function (GO): S-adenosylmethionine-homocysteine S-methyltransferase activity; zinc ion binding
Source: RefSeq, a predicted model, not a curated record